Messenger RNA from Periophthalmus magnuspinnatus, 765 nucleotides. It is a transcript of the gene cebp1, whose product is annotated as CCAAT/enhancer binding protein (C/EBP) 1. Gene Ontology annotation, molecular function: RNA polymerase II cis-regulatory region sequence-specific DNA binding; DNA-binding transcription factor activity, RNA polymerase II-specific. The record is from RefSeq and is a predicted model, not a curated record. Gene Ontology annotation, biological process: regulation of transcription by RNA polymerase II; myeloid cell differentiation; DNA-templated transcription. NCBI's taxonomy places the organism in Eukaryota, Metazoa, Chordata, Actinopteri, Gobiiformes, Gobiidae. The transcript is spliced from 4 exons. Bases 1 to 612 code for a protein of 203 amino acids.
AUGUGUCUGUAUAUUUUUCUUACACCUGAUUCACUUCGGACCAUUUGCACCGAGACUUUCAGAGGAGAACGUCUGAUGAUGUCCGAUUCCAGGGGGUCGUCUGUGAUCCAGGAGUGGGUGAGCUCGUACCAGGGGCCGUCGGCGCCGCCUCAGAUGGACGUCCUGUACUCGCCGGGGCUCAGGGCGGACGACCGAGGCCUCGGCGACCAGAUGAUGGGACUGUCCUACCUGCCCUACAGCUCCACCUGCAUCAGCACCACCUCCAGCUCCAUCACAGGGGCCGGGGAGCACCUCCACAGCCCUCAACAGGACUUCUCUCCGUUCCUUCACCCGUCGCUGCGCCCCCCGGUGACCAAGAGGAGCAUCAGCAAGGACAGCGCCGAGUACCGUCUGCGGCGCGAGAGGAACAACAUCGCCGUCCGGAAAAGUCGGGACAAGGCUCGGCGCAGGAUCAUGCUCACCCAGCAGAGGGCGCUCCAGCUGCAGGACGAGAACCAGAGACUCCAGCUGCGGAUAGGUCAGCUGACACAGGAGCUGGACAUGCUAAAACACGUCCUGUCCCAGAGACACAUGUCGGGGGUGGACGAGGGGGCCGGGGACGCCUCCAUGUGAACCUGGCGCCCCCUCGUGGACUGGAGGAAAACAGAGCGAGAGAUUUCAACACAUCAGGACGGAGAUGGAGAGAGAGAGACGAGAUGGUAUCAGACGCUCGGGGGCUGCCAGAGUUUUCCUGUGGCUGCGACGGCAUCGGACGGGACGUAGAGA